Messenger RNA from Rhodamnia argentea, 1962 nucleotides. Its product is annotated as serine/arginine-rich splicing factor RSZ22. Bases 144 to 689 code for a protein of 181 amino acids. NCBI's taxonomy places the organism in Eukaryota, Viridiplantae, Streptophyta, Magnoliopsida, Myrtales, Myrtaceae. The transcript has 6 exons. Gene Ontology annotation, cellular component: nuclear speck. Gene Ontology annotation, molecular function: RNA binding; zinc ion binding. The record is from RefSeq and is a predicted model, not a curated record. Gene Ontology annotation, biological process: mRNA splicing, via spliceosome.
CUCUCUCUCCAUCGGAACGUAGCUGCACAGGUAGAACAUCUGUUGCGAUGCGACGGCGCACGGAGUUUUGUAAUUAUCUGAUAGUUUUGAUGUGAUCUGAAUGAUAAUCGUGCAUCUGCGGCUCCUGCAGUUGUCGAGGGAAAAUGGCACGGGUAUAUGUCGGUAACCUGGAUUCUCGUGUUACAGAACGAGAUCUUGAGGAUGAGUUUCGAGCAUUUGGAAUUAUAAGAAGUGUAUGGGUUGCACGAAGACCACCGGGAUAUGCUUUUAUUGAUUUUGAUGACCAUAGGGAUGCACAGGAUGCAAUCCGUGAUCUAGAUGGUAAAAAUGGCUGGAGAGUUGAGCUCUCUCAUAACUCUAGCGGUGGACGUGGUGGUGGACGUGGUGGUCGAUCUGGCGGUUCUGAUUUGAAGUGCUAUGAAUGUGGUGAGCCUGGUCACUUUGCUCGGGAGUGUCGCCAGCGUGUGGGUUCACGCAGACGUCGAAGUCGCAGUCGCAGUCGCAGUCCAAGAUACCGCAGGAGCCCAAGCUAUGGCCGAAGGAGCGAUAGCCCACGUGGUCGAUCUCCAAGACGUCGCAGUUUGUCUCCUCGUGGUCGCAGCUAUAGCAGGUCACCCCCGUACCGCGCCCGUGAAGAAGUUCCAUUUGCUAAUGGCAAUGGUCGUGAUCGUCGCCGAAGCAGGAGCUGAAUGGUGCAAGCUAAAAAAUGUGGUUUUGUCUGGAUCGUAUCGGGAUUAAGUGUGUUUAGUAGUUUGGACUUGGUACAACUUUGUUUUAGUCGGGCCUCGCCCUCAGCCUCACCUCUUGGAUUUGGAUAAGUUCUCAUUACUGAGUAUGUUAUCCUGUCUUUUACUUUGUCAGAAUUAUUAUGGUUAUGUUGCAGGUAAAGGAUCUUAAGAUAUUUGCUGGUAGAUAGUUCUUCUUAGUUAGCUUCUCUGGGUAUUGCUAAAUCUCCAUACCUUUUGCUUUGUGUCGAGGUAUCUUCUGGGUUUGCUUCGUUGGUUUUAUGCUCCUGCACUUCCACGGGAUUUCGAUCUUCACUGCGCUUUGUGCUUCUGCACUUCAGCGGGAUUCGAUUCUUCGCUGCCUCGCCAUGGGAUCUUCAAUUUUUGAAUGAUUGUGGGUCCCGGCCGGCUUCGUCUAUAGAUGCUUCCCUUUUGUCUUUCUCCAGAAUGAUUCGUGCUUCUCAAAUUCUAUUGGCACAUAAUAUAGUUAACUAGAAGGUUUGAGGAGCUGCAUCAAACUCUUCUAUCAGGUAACUACAUUUGUUUUACCAAAGCAUGGAAUGGUGAUUUCAUUUUUCAGGUAAUGGGGUUUCACUUCAUAUUGAAAAGAGGGCCAUUAAAUGUUUUCUCUAUGUGCUAGAGGUGGAGCAUGAUCUUUUCUAGAUAUUUUCUGGUUACAACACAGCUGUCUUUGAUUCUAAUUUCAUAAUGUUUCUUUAACUAAAUUGUGAUUUUCUUCCAAAAUUGAACACUCGCUGCUUUGUCGUCCACAUGAGACCCGAGGGCCCGACUACAGAACGAUCUCCGCUUCGUCCAUUGGCUCCCUUAUUGAUUGAGCUUCGUCUACGUGAUAGUCAUUUCAAUUUCUUCGGCGUCAUCUUCGUACAAAGCACACUUUUGAUGCCUAUGCUGCUGAGAGCUGCUAUCUAUGUCGCCAUAUUCUCUUUAGGCAAGUUAUCUUAGCAAGCUCUGCCUCAUCAAGCUUAGAUGGACUAUCUGCUUUGGGUUCCUUCAAAGCAUAAUCAUUGAUAUGGGCCUCACAUCAUUUCGAGUCGCUGUAUAUUCAUCCUUAGGAAGUUUGAACCAACGUCUUUCUCCUCGGCGGCGAAAGCAUACUUCAAGAGUUCACGUAGAGGGAUUUAUGUCAUUGUCGGGGGCACUUGUUUCAGUGUAAUCUUCUGAAUGGCUUGAACUGGUACUUAUGUGAAAUUGGAUUUUCACCUCUGUAUUUGCUUAA